Messenger RNA from Egretta garzetta (little egret), 1097 nucleotides. It is a transcript of the gene PBK, whose product is annotated as PDZ binding kinase. Lineage: Eukaryota; Metazoa; Chordata; Aves; Pelecaniformes; Ardeidae. The coding region runs from base 14 to 976 and encodes 320 amino acids. The record is from RefSeq and is a predicted model, not a curated record. Gene Ontology annotation, biological process: protein phosphorylation. Gene Ontology annotation, molecular function: ATP binding; protein serine/threonine kinase activity. The transcript is spliced from 7 exons.
ACGGUUUGUGGCGAUGGAAGCCUUCAAGUCUGAAAAGAGCCCGGCCCCCAAGGAGAAGCCCAGUCAGUCGCGUUCAGAUGGGGGGCUUGUUUCUGUCACUAUCCCAGCCUCUCCCUUCAUGCAGAAGCUUGGAUCCGGCACUGGGGUCAAUGUCUACUUGAUGAAAAGAUCUCCCAGAGGUUUGUCUCGCUCCCCUUGGGCCGUGAAGAAAAUUUAUUCCAAAUGCAAGGGCGGCAAGGAAAACGUCUAUCAGCAGAGACUGAACGAUGAAGCCAAGAUCUUGAAAAACCUCCAGCACCCAAACAUCGUGGGUUACCGUGCCUUUACCAAGGCCAACGAUGGAAGCAUGUGCCUGGCCAUGGAGUACGGAGGAGAAAAAUCUCUCAGUGACUUAAUCGAUGACAGAGCCACAAACCAGCUGGGCCCUUUCCCUGCUGCCACGAUUUUCAAAGUCGCCUUGAGCAUGGCGAGGGGGCUGAAGUACCUUCACAACGACAAGAAGCUGCUCCACGGAGAUAUCAAGUCUUCCAACGUGGUCGUUAAAGGUGACUUUGAAGCCGUCAAGAUCUGCGAUGUGGGAUUGUCCAUGCCCCUGGACGAUAACAUGACCGUGAGCGAGCCAGAGAUGUACUACAUCGGCACCGAGCCCUGGAGGCCCAAGGAGGCUCUGCAGGAGGACGGCGUGAUCACUGACAAGGCCGACAUCUAUGCUUUUGGGCUGACCCUCUGGGAAAUGAUGACCCUCUCCAUGCCCCACAUCGACAUAGAUGAACACUUUGAUGAGGAAGAGGGGUCUUUCAACGAAGCGUAUUACGCAGCCCUGGGAACCCGCCCGCCCCUCAACAUGGAUGAGCUGGGUCCAUCCUACCACUCCGUGGUCUGCCUCUUCUACGUCUGCACCAGUGAAAACCCCGCGAAGCGUCCCUCGGCCGCAUGGAUCGUGGAAGCUUUGGAGGAAGGUCCGGCCCCUGAGUAAAGGCAUCUGAGCUCCUUUGCCCUGGGGAGUGCAGCUUCGCUGUCCCUGAGCUCUGCGUCGAGGUGCAGGAGCUCGCAGAUCCCAUGUAGAGGACUGAGACUACUCCUUCACAUAUAUGAAA